AUCGUGUUAACCUUAAAUUUAACCCUUCGCACUGACGUUAAACAUAACCUACCUUUUCGAUUGUUGAGAAGGGUGAGAGAUGGCUCGUUGGACGGGUUGGCGUUACGGGGCCUUAAUUGGAGGUAUAGUGAGUGCAAUCGGCAUCACGAUUUACCCAAUUGUUAUAUACCCGAUGACCCACAUCGAGGACUACAAGGAACUUCAAAAGCAUACAAGAAGGGGAAUUAGGCAGGAAGAAGUGCAGCCUGGAAAUAUGAAAGUAUGGUCAGAUCCAUUCGACAGGAAUAAAAGCAAUUGAAGAGUUAUAUUAAUAAUUACGAUUUUAUUAACUUAAAUAUAGUCCUUUUGUUAAAUAGAAUAAA
Messenger RNA from Nicrophorus vespilloides, 362 nucleotides. Its product is annotated as small integral membrane protein 20. NCBI's taxonomy places the organism in Eukaryota, Metazoa, Arthropoda, Insecta, Coleoptera, Silphidae. Gene Ontology annotation, cellular component: mitochondrial inner membrane. Gene Ontology annotation, biological process: mitochondrial respiratory chain complex IV assembly. The coding region runs from base 80 to 298 and encodes 72 amino acids. The transcript has 3 exons. The record is from RefSeq and is a predicted model, not a curated record.